Molecule: messenger RNA, 5893 nt
Organism: Nannospalax galili (Upper Galilee mountains blind mole rat)
Lineage: Eukaryota; Metazoa; Chordata; Mammalia; Rodentia; Spalacidae
Gene: Grid2
Product: glutamate ionotropic receptor delta type subunit 2
Exons: 16
Coding region: 866-3889 (1007 amino acids)
Biological process (GO): modulation of chemical synaptic transmission; monoatomic ion transport; synaptic transmission, glutamatergic
Cellular component (GO): plasma membrane; postsynaptic membrane
Molecular function (GO): transmitter-gated monoatomic ion channel activity involved in regulation of postsynaptic membrane potential; glutamate-gated receptor activity
Source: RefSeq, a predicted model, not a curated record
CUCUCCGCCUGACAGCACCGCUCUCUCGCGGACUCGCUGCUUCUCCUAGGUGAUCCAUUUCUAGGCAACGUGAAGCUGCUCCCGAAGCUGCCAGGCUCGCUCCUCGCUUCCUGCAUCCCGCCAGGCGAACGUUGCGGAGCAUCCUGCAGCCCGCGCGGCGUCUUCCCUCCGCCGGCCAGGCCCGCUGCUCGCGCCUGGCGCAACUCCCCCGCCACCGCGCCGCGACUAGCCCAGCGCCUCCUCUCCAGCCCUGCGCUCGCCGCGCGCAGAAGGGAUUUUCUCUGCAUCACUAUCUGCAUUACCUUGAAGUUCACUUUUCCUGCCCCUCAGGGAGUGGGCCUUCCCCCUCCCUGCUGGAAUCUGGCCGCCCCGCUUGGAACCUCAUCUUCCCUGGCACUUAGACCCUGGCAGCGAGGCGCCGCGACCGUGUGGCCCCGGGCGUAGGGGCUGGGCGGCAGGAGGCCGGGGGCGCGUCCGGCGCGGGGGUGCUCCAGUCGCGGAGCUGAGACCCCCACCGGGGCCCCCGCGCGGACACGGCCACCGGCGGAGCGCCCAGCCUCGCCCCCUGCCCGGGAGCAGCCGAGGCUGGAUGCAUUUUUAAAAAGCCAAACUGCAAACAACUCUGGCGAUGCCAAAAUUCCUCUCUAAGUGACAAGGCUCUGGAAGGAGGUUUCCUCGGGUUAGGAUCGCUCUGCCACCGCCUCUGCCUCCUCGGCGACCAGAACAGCCUUCGCCAGGGCAAGAGGAAUUUGGAAAUAAGGGGGAAGCUGCGCGCAACUCUAUCGUGAGCUCAAACUCUUGGACUGGUUAAAGCAAAUCUACAUAUCGGAAGCGAAGCCAUCGUCGAAGAGGACCGGAUAGGAGGAUGGAAGUUUUCCCUUUGCUCCUGCUUCUGUUCAUCUGGUGGUCUCGAACCUGGGACCUGGCUGCAGCGGAUUCGAUCAUUCACAUCGGAGCAAUUUUUGACGAAUCUGCCAAAAAGGAUGAUGAGGUAUUCCGCACAGCAGUUGGUGACCUCAACCAGAAUGAGGAAAUCUUACAGACUGAGAAAAUCACAUUUUCAGUGACAUUUGUUGAUGGCAACAACCCUUUUCAAGCUGUUCAAGAAGCAUGUGAACUUAUGAACCAGGGCAUCCUGGCCCUGGUUAGCUCCAUCGGCUGUACCUCGGCUGGGUCCCUCCAGUCUCUGGCAGAUGCCAUGCACAUCCCCCACCUCUUCAUUCAGCGCUCAACGGCUGGGACUCCAAGAAGUGGCUGUGGCCUCACCCGGAGCAACAGAGUCGACGACUAUACUCUUUCUGUUCGUCCACCUGUCUACCUGAAUGAAGUCAUCUUGAGAGUGGUCACAGAGUACGCCUGGCAGAAAUUCAUUAUUUUCUAUGACAGUGAAUAUGAUAUCCGUGGAAUACAGGAGUUUCUGGACAGAGUAUCUCAGCAGGGAAUGGACGUGGCUCUUCAAAAAGUGGAAAACAACAUCAAUAAAAUGAUCACUACCCUCUUCGAUACCAUGAGGAUUGAGGAACUGAAUCGCUAUCGAGACACUCUUAGGAGAGCCAUUCUUGUUAUGAAUCCUGCCACAGCCAAAUCCUUCAUAAGUGAGGUCGUAGAGACCAACUUGGUUGCUUUUGACUGUCACUGGAUUAUUAUAAAUGAGGAAAUAAAUGAUAUGGAUGUCCAGGAACUUGUAAGAAGGUCAAUUGGGAGGUUAACAAUUAUUCGGCAGACAUUUCCAGUUCCCCAGAAUAUAAGUCAGAGGUGUUUCCGUGGCAACCAUCGAAUCUCUUCAACACUGUGUGAUCCCAAGGAUCCGUUUGCUCAGAAUAUGGAGAUUUCAAACCUUUAUAUCUACGACACGGUGCUUCUGCUUGCUAAUGCCUUUCAUAAGAAACUGGAGGACCGGAAGUGGCAUAGUAUGGCAAGUUUGUCAUGCAUCAGGAAAAACUCAAAGCCCUGGCAGGGAGGGCGGUCCAUGCUGGAAACCAUCAAGAAGGGUGGAGUUAAUGGCUUGACUGGAGAGCUAGAAUUUGGAGAAAACGGAGGUAACCCCAACGUCCACUUUGAAAUCCUUGGAACCAACUAUGGAGAAGAGCUUGGCAGAGGCGUUCGUAAACUUGGCUGUUGGAAUCCUGUCACAGGUCUGAACGGGUCACUGACUGACAAGAAGCUGGAGAAUAACAUGCGGGGUGUGGUUCUACGUGUGGUGACUGUCCUGGAGGAACCUUUUGUGAUGGUCUCUGAAAAUGUCUUGGGAAAGCCGAAGAAAUACCAGGGCUUCUCCAUUGAUGUCUUGGAUGCCUUAUCUAACUACCUGGGUUUUAACUAUGAAAUUUAUGUUGCACCCGAUCAUAAAUAUGGAAGCCCACAAGAAGACGGGACAUGGAAUGGAUUGGUAGGAGAACUAGUUUUUAAGAGAGCCGACAUAGGGAUUUCUGCUUUAACCAUCACUCCAGACCGUGAGAAUGUUGUGGAUUUUACAACACGUUAUAUGGACUACUCAGUGGGGGUCCUACUUCGAAGGGCUGAAAAGACUGUGGACAUGUUUGCCUGCCUUGCACCAUUUGAUCUGUCUCUAUGGGCCUGCAUUGCUGGCACAGUCCUUCUGGUGGGUCUACUGGUCUACCUCUUGAACUGGCUUAAUCCCCCACGAUUACAAAUGGGAUCAAUGACAUCUACUACACUCUACAAUUCCAUGUGGUUUGUGUAUGGAUCCUUUGUACAACAAGGUGGGGAAGUCCCAUACACAACGCUGGCAACCCGAAUGAUGAUGGGGGCAUGGUGGCUAUUUGCUUUGAUUGUCAUCUCAUCUUACACAGCCAACCUUGCAGCCUUCCUCACUAUCACCCGCAUUGAGAGCUCGAUCCAGUCUCUCCAGGAUCUGUCCAAACAAACAGACAUCCCUUAUGGCACAGUCCUGGACUCUGCAGUGUACCAGCAUGUCCGCAUGAAGGGACUGAAUCCUUUCGAGAGGGACAGCAUGUAUUCCCAAAUGUGGAGAAUGAUCAACCGAAGCAAUGGAUCAGAGAACAAUGUUCUGGAAUCCCAAGCAGGCAUUCAGAAGGUGAAAUAUGGAAACUAUGCUUUUGUAUGGGAUGCAGCUGUGCUGGAGUACGUGGCCAUCAAUGACCCCGACUGUUCCUUCUACACUGUUGGGAAUACAGUUGCUGACAGGGGAUAUGGGAUCGCAUUGCAGCACGGCAGUCCCUAUCGAGAUGUUUUUUCACAAAGGAUCCUGGAGCUACAGCAGAGUGGGGACAUGGAUAUUCUCAAGCACAAGUGGUGGCCCAAGAACGGCCAGUGUGACCUAUACUCCUCCGUGGACGCCAAGCAGAAGGGAGGCGCCCUGGACAUCAAGAGCUUUGCGGGAGUAUUCUGUAUCCUGGCAGCGGGAAUCGUGCUGUCCUGCUUCAUAGCCAUGCUGGAGACAUGGUGGAACAAGAGGAAAGGCUCCCGGGUCCCAUCCAAAGAGGAUGACAAGGAAAUUGACCUGGAGCACCUCCAUAGACGAGUAAAUAGCUUGUGCACAGAUGACGACAGCCCCCAUAAACAGUUUUCCACCUCGUCAAUUGACUUGACCCCUCUGGACAUUGACACUUUGCCAACACGACAAGCCCUGGAGCAGAUCAGUGAUUUCAGGAACACUCACAUCACCACCACCACCUUCAUCCCAGAGCAGAUCCAGACUCUUAGCCGUACACUCUCAGCGAAGGCGGCCUCUGGCUUCGCUUUCGGCAGCGUGCCUGAGCACCGAACUGGCCCUUUUAGGCACAGGGCCCCUAACGGGGGCUUUUUCAGGAGUCCUAUAAAAACAAUGUCAUCUAUUCCUUAUCAGCCAACUCCCACCCUGGGGCUUAAUCUGGGCAAUGACCCCGACCGAGGCACGUCCAUAUGAGCAGCAGACAGCUCCGGUUAUUCUAGGAUCCCCAGCAAGGAGCAACUGUAAUGUGGGACUAACACGGAUGUAACGAUUAUUUAAAAGAAAUCAGGAUAAUUAGUAACACUUCUAGUUCUUUCUCCCCACAUUCCUUCCCUGCUCUAUUCCUUUCGGUUUUCCUCUCUUCUUGUCUGUUACCCUCCAUUGUUUUCAUUAGUCAACUUGUUCCCCGAGAAUAUAGUGUUGUAGGAUCCUAUUAGUCCGCUUUUCUUACGCUGUACUUCAAGUACAGGAGAUGUGCACUGUUACCAAGAGCAUCGCAGGCUGAUCUCACAUAAAGGCCUCUCACACGCCGUUUCUCUAUUUUGAAACCGUAAUCGCAAUAACUUCUGUCUUUCUCCAUUCCUUUGCUGCAUCCAUCUAAUGCUCCACUGCUGCUGAACGUCCUUUAACUGUGGACCAAAGGCAACCCCUGCAGUGUCUGUAAAACGAUUUUAAGACCAUUCAGGCCACAGAAUAUGAGAAUGCAAUUUCGUAGGAUUACAAAAAAGCCAUUAAUAUGCAGUCAAGACUACAGUUAAAUUCCUUUCGCACUGCAACAGUGCGUCCAACCUUUAUGUGAUUGUACAGUGUUCAAACUUUUCUUAUGUACAGUAAACUUUACCAUAUGGCAAAGGCCUCUAUUGUGUUAAAUAACUUAGUAUCUCAUAUAUAUACAUAUAUAUGCACCUAUAUAACGUGUAUAUAUAUAAAAAGGCAGCCAUUGCUAUUGCAAUUCAUUUAAUAAAGCUUUAGUUUAAAAACCAAGUAUUGUAUACAGGAGCUAUGAUAGGGCAGGAGGUCUUUUUGGCUGGAGAGGCAGGUUGCUUUAAUGUCGCUCUGACCUGCAUUGUUUGCCAACAGAGACUAUUUUAUACUUUGUUAUUAAAACAUCCAGGCCCAUUUCAUCUUUGUUCCCAGAUGUUCUCAUUUGAAUGAGUUUUUGCAUUUGUUAUUCAGCAGCAUAUAAAGCUAACUUUGAUCAUUUUACCUUUAAUUGCUUAUCUAAAUGGAAAACGCUAUUAUUACCUGAUCCGCACACACAGCACACAGAGCUCAGAGUUUAACCUUAGAUCACUGAAGGUUAAAGUCUUCUUCCAAAACUGCAAGCCAGUGGAUUUAACAACUGUGGUUUGGGAGGAGUGGGAGCCCUUCGGGAGUAUUGAUGUGGCCUUACUUGUGUCAUACAUCCCCCUACAGCAAAAAUGUAACAACCGUACUGGGCUCUUUCUUAUCCAAACCCUUUCUUUCUGGUUCUAUUCAGAGUUCUGUCUUUUUUAAAUCAGUGCCAGUGCAUUAGCAGGAUGGCAAGCAAAAAACAGUGCCUCUUUGUGCACAGCCCUCUAAAAGUAGCAUCCUCAUCUGUUAGAAACGUAGAGUGCUUCACCUGUAAUCCUUAAAUUCAAAUGUGGUAAGUUGGAAGCAAGAAUUCUGUUUUCCCACAGCCAUGCGUCUCAUUUUAAUCUCGUUCAUUCCAUGGUUAGGAUCGCUAGAGGAACCAGCCUAUGUGAUUUGCUUUAGGAACAAUUAAGAGGUAUAUUCUUAAGGUAUAUUCUAUUUUAACCUAAUUCUGUUCUGGGGAGCAGCUUGUACUGUCACUGUUUUUGUACUAAAUCUUCAAAUAUUGUCUACUGUGUAAGGCAGAAAACUUUCUUAUCAUGAGAAACCACUUUGUUUCCAGGGUGACGAGUCCCGAAGUGCAUGCACACCUUGUUCCCCCGUAACAUUCAUGUUCUCAUUACGAUUCUGAUUUUCAAACAGAAAAGUCUUUCCAGUAUAUAGGGGCAUACCAGAUGCUGCAGUGACUUCAGCUAUCAACAAACUGUUAACCAUGUACAAUAUUGAAAAUAGGCUGAUUUUGAUGUAUUGCCUAGUCUACAGAUACACAAAACAUUUUGGAGGCCUCAGUUAUGAGUGGCAGAGCUUUCUGUGUAUAAUUUGUCUACAUAAUUUGUCUAAUAAAAAUGUUUUCUAAACUUGCUC